Molecule: messenger RNA, 1737 nt
Organism: Ostreococcus tauri
Lineage: Eukaryota; Viridiplantae; Chlorophyta; Mamiellophyceae; Mamiellales; Bathycoccaceae
Product: Cation/H+ exchanger
Exons: 1
Coding region: 1-1737 (578 amino acids)
Biological process (GO): sodium ion transport; regulation of pH; proton transmembrane transport
Cellular component (GO): membrane
Molecular function (GO): sodium:proton antiporter activity
Source: RefSeq, a predicted model, not a curated record
AUGGCGCCCUCGGGAUCGCCCGCGGCGGAGGCGGGCGGGGCGUACUCCGCGCUCGUCCCGACGCUGCUCAUCAUGGCGUGCGUCGUCGUGAGCUAUCUCAUACAGCGGUAUAACGUUCGGGCGGUGCAACCGAGCGGGGCGGCGCUCAUCAUAGGCGUCCUCGCGGGAACACUCGCCCGAGCGAGCACCGAGCGAGACGCGGACGUGGAGGUGUUUCAAUUCUCUCCGCAGGCGUUCUUCUAUGGAUUGCUUCCGAUUAUCAUUUACUCGGCGGGCUUGAAUCUCAAGCGACGCGAUUUCUUUGCCGAUUUCUUCACGAUCGCGCUCUUCGCCUUCGUGGGGACGGUGAUAUCGAGCUUCGUCUUCGGAUUGUUUACGUUUUUAUUCGUCGAGAUCGGGGUGAUUUCGAGGCAUCAUCUCGGGUCUAAUCCGUUGUUGGAGUGCUUGCUUUACGGCACGCUCAUAUCGUCAACCGAUCCCGUGGCGACGCUGUCGAUUUUUGCCGACGUCUCCGCGCCGCCGCUCUUGUACAACUUAGUCUUUGGCGAGAGCGUGCUAAAUGAUGCGGUGGCAGUGGUGCUCUUCCGCACGUUGGCGGCGUUUUAUGACAAGGAUUUCACGAGCAAGACGUUUGGCACAGUCAUCGGGCAGUUCAUCAUGGUCUCCAUCGGUUCAUUGCUCAUCGGCAUCUUAAUCGCACUCGGCACCGCACUAUUGCUCAAAACUUUAGGCCUAGCCAAGGCGCCUCCGAACGUCGCGGCGUCUUACAACGGGACCGCGUACACGUUCGCGCUUUUACUAAUCUCUGGCUACUUUUCGUACGUCUUGGCGGAAAACGUCGGGAUGAGCGGAAUCAUGAGCAUCUUCUUCACCGGCAUCGGCAACGCGCACUAUUCGUACCACAACGUCGGCUCUGAGGCGCAGAUCGCGGUAUUCAAGUCGUUCGAGGCGGCGGCGUUCUUGUCCGAGACAUUUGUCUUCGCCUACCUGGGCAUGCAAGUGGCGACGUUUAAGCACCUGUGGGACUUCGGGAUUUUACUCACGGGAAUCCCGCUCGCGCUCUUGGCCAGGGCGGUGAACAUUUUCCCGCUAAGCAUGUUAGCAAACACGAUGCGCGAGACGCCCAUUCCGCCCAAUAUUCAGAUCAUGCACGCGGCAUGUGGGUUGCGAGGGGCAGUCGCGUACGCCUUGGCGGUGAACAUGCCGUCAACGAGAGAGGGGGACAGAGGAUCGCGCGCGAUCGAGACCGGUACUUUGAUGAUUUGCCUCGUCACCACGCUCGUCUUCGGGAGCAUGACGCUGCCGCUGAUGAAGCGACUCGAUUUACACGAUCCGAACGAUCGAGAGGGCAUGUUGAGUCAGGCGAUGAGUUCGACGGCGCAGGAUGGCUUGGGAUUCAUCAUCCCUUCGCCGAGAGCCAGAGCGGUUCGCGCGAGAGCGAUCGCCGAGGGACAUCCGGUUUGGUAUAUCGCGCUCGCUUUCCGCAUCAAGGCGAGGCUGUUCGAGUGGUGGGAGGAUUUUGAGACGAACGUGAUGAAACCGACGUUUGGCGGCGCGCCGAGCCACAGCACCGACGCGACGUGGCAACCGGUGAGUACGGGCGAUGGGGCGCGUUCGAGCGGCGAGCAUACGAGGGAGGAAUUCCGGGACGUUGAGUUGACGCCAGUGAACGAAGAAGGGAAAGAGGCGGAUACGUUGCGUCCAGACGGUCCGAAGAGCGACGAGCCUGGUCCGUGA